Molecule: messenger RNA, 1340 nt
Organism: Ochotona princeps (American pika)
Lineage: Eukaryota; Metazoa; Chordata; Mammalia; Lagomorpha; Ochotonidae
Gene: GORAB
Product: golgin, RAB6 interacting
Exons: 5
Coding region: 5-1108 (367 amino acids)
Biological process (GO): non-motile cilium assembly
Source: RefSeq, a predicted model, not a curated record
GCGGAUGGCGCAGAGCUGGGCCGGCUUCUCGGAGGAGGAGCUGAGGAGACUGAAGCAGACGAAAGAUCCGUUUGAACCACAGCGGCGUGUCCCUGUGAAGAAAAGUCGGCAGCAACUUCAGCGAGAAAAAGCUGUUUUAGAGCAAAGCCAGAAACUGGGUCUUCAAGAUGGAUCGGCCUUGUCACCUCCAGAGCGGCCGCUUUCUGCGCCGAAGCAGAGACCUGACACUCGCAAAGCACCUUCUCCCCUUGCUCCUCCCAGCGCUCUCACCCACACCACUCCCUUUGGCGACGGAAAACCUCCGCCUAUCGAAAGCCAACCAAGGGAAACCAGACUUGAAAAUUCCCAUGAUGGUCACCAAAAUGUUGAGGUUUUACCUCCCAAACCAGAUUGCAAAUUGGAGAAAAAGACAGUGGAAUUGCAAGAAAAAUCUCGUUGGGAAGUCCUCCAAGAAGAACAACGGCUAAUGGAAGAGAAAAAUAAACGUAAGAAAGCUCUGUUGGCUAAAGCUAUUGCAGAAAGAUCUAAAAGAACUCAGGCAGAGACCGUGAAACUGAAGCGGAUCCAGAAGGAGUUACAGGCAUUAGAUGACAUGGUCUCCUCUGACAUUGGAAUCCUCAGGAACCGGAUUGACCAGGCCAGCCUCGACUACUCCUAUGCCCGGAAGCGUUUUGACAGGGCUGAGGCAGAGUACAUCACAGCAAAGCUGGAUUUACAGCGCAAGACGGAGCUCAAAGAGCAACUCACCGAGCAUCUCUGCACGAUCAUACAGCAGAAUGAGCUUCGGAAGGCCAAGAAGCUGGAGGAGUUGAUGCAGCAGCUGGACGUGCACGCUGAUGAGGAAGCACUGGAGCUUGAGGUGGAAGUGGAAAAGAUGCUUCAGGAACAAGAAAUGGAAGCAAGGAGACAAGUGGCUCAUCUGGAGAGGCCACUUCCCCCUGCUGGGGAGAGUCUGACUGUAGGACUUACGGAUGAGAACACGAAACCUCAAGAACAAGGUGCUUCCCCAAAGAUACGUGACCAGUGUGAAAGUUCCAGUAGCAUUCCCGUUAGAGCAGGCUAUCCAGAACAAAAAGCUAAUCACAUUUCCACUGUUGGGACCACGUGAAGUACCAGAGUUGUUUUUUAAGUUCAUAUGGAUAUCUAUAAAGUGUGCUUCCUCGAAGAGAUUUUUACCCUGUACCUCUGCUAAAUGACUGGUUAAAACUGUUCAUUUUUGAAUUCAUGAUUGCUGUUAGUAGGUUAACUUGUUUGAGAAUUCUGGUCCCAAAUUAUGAUAAAUUUAUAUCAAAGAAUAUGUCCAAUACCUUCAGAAUUCCUUUUCUCCUUAUUACUAGGUG